GUGGGGCGCGACGUUUCGCGCCAAUUUCGGUUGGUCGGCCGCAGUCCGCCGCGCGGACGUUUUUUUGCUGACCGGGGAGUGAGAGCUCAGAGCCCGCCAAUCGCUGCUGUACGGUCCUCGGCAGCAAUGGCACUUAAGGACUACGUGCUCGAGAAAGAAAAAGUGAAGAAGUUCCUACAAGAGUUUUACCAGGAUGAAGAAUCUGGCAAGAAGCAGUUCAAGUAUGGGAACCAGUUGGUUCAACUGGCUCAUCGGGAGCAAGUGGCCAUGUACGUAGACCUAGAUGACAUUGCUGAGGAUGACCCUGAGCUGGUGGACUCAAUUUGUGAGAACACCAAGCGCUAUGCCAGGCUCUUCGCUGAUGCUGUUCAAGAGCUGCUGCCUCAAUACAAGGAGAGGGAGGUAGUAAAUAAAGAUGUUCUGGAUGUUUACAUUGAGCACCGGCUAAUGAUGGAACAGCGGAGCCGUGACCCGGGGGCAGCCCGAAGCCCUCAAAACCAGUACCCUCCUGAGCUCAUGCGCAGAUUUGAGCUGUAUUUUCAAGGCCCCAGCAGUAGCAAGCCUCGUGUGAUCCGGGAAGUACGGGCUGACUCUGUGGGGAAACUAGUAACAGUGCGUGGAAUUGUCACUCGUGUCUCUGAAGUCAAACCAAGAAUGGUGGUGGCCACUUACACUUGCGACCAGUGCGGGGCGGAAACCUACCAGCCGAUCCAAUCUCCUACUUUCAUGCCUCUGAUCAUGUGCCCGAGUCAGGAGUGCCAGACCAACCGCUCGGGAGGCCGACUGUACCUCCAGACUCGUGGCUCCAAAUUCAUCAAAUUCCAGGAGAUGAAGAUGCAGGAACAUAGCGACCAAGUGCCAGUGGGAAACAUCCCUCGCAGCAUCACGGUGCUGGUAGAAGGAGAGAACACAAGGAUUGCCCAGCCUGGGGACCAUGUCAGCGUUACCGGCAUCUUCCUGCCGAUCCUGCGCGCUGGGUUCCGACAGAUGGUCCAGGGUUUACUCUCAGAAACUUACCUGGAAGCCCAUCGGAUUGUGAAAAUGAGUAAGAGUGAGGAGGAUGAGUCUGCGGCCGGAGAGCUGAGCAGGGAGGAGCUGAGGCAAAUCGCAGAGGAGGAUUUCUAUGAAAAGUUGGCGGCCUCCAUCGCCCCAGAGAUAUACGGGCACGAAGAUGUGAAGAAGGCAUUGCUGCUCCUGCUUGUGGGAGGGGUGGACCAGUCUCCUCGAGGCAUGAAAAUCAGGGGCAACAUCAACAUCUGCCUGAUGGGGGACCCUGGUGUGGCCAAGUCUCAGCUCCUGUCUUACAUUGACCGCCUGGCCCCCCGCAGCCAGUACACGACAGGCCGUGGCUCCUCCGGGGUGGGCCUCACGGCAGCUGUGCUGAGAGACUCUGUGAGUGGCGAGCUGACCUUGGAGGGCGGGGCCCUGGUGCUGGCCGACCAGGGAGUGUGCUGCAUUGACGAGUUUGACAAGAUGGCAGAGGCCGACCGCACGGCCAUCCAUGAGGUCAUGGAGCAGCAGACCAUCUCCAUCGCCAAGGCGGGCAUUCUCACGACGCUCAAUGCCCGCUGCUCCAUCCUGGCUGCCGCCAACCCUGCCUACGGCCGCUACAACCCUCGCCGCAGCCUGGAGCAAAAUAUACAGCUUCCUGCAGCAUUGCUUUCCAGAUUUGACCUCCUCUGGCUGAUCCAGGACCGGCCCGACCGAGACAAUGACCUGAGGUUGGCCCAGCACAUCACCUACGUGCACCAGCACAGCCGGCAGCCCCCCGCCCAGUUUGAGCCUUUGGACAUGAAACUGAUGAGGCGGUACAUAGCUAUGUGCCGGGAGAAGCAGCCCGCGGUGCCAGAGUCUCUGGCCGACUACAUCACGGCGGCGUACGUGGAGAUGAGGCGAGAGGCUUGGGCCAGUAAGGACGCCACCUACACUUCGGCCCGGACUCUGCUGGCUAUCCUGCGACUAUCCACCGCUCUGGCACGUCUGCGAAUGGUGGACACUGUGGAGAAGGAAGAUGUGAAUGAAGCCAUACGGCUGAUGGAGAUGUCCAAGGACUCACUGCUGGGUGACAAGGGGCAGACAGCUAGGACCCAGAGACCAGCAGAUGUGAUAUUUGCCACAGUCCGUGAGUUGGUCUCGGAGGGCCAGAGUGUCCGGUUUUCCGAGGCAGAGCAGCGCUGCAUCUCUCGUGGCUUCACACCUGCUCAGUUCCAGGCGGCCCUGGAUGAGUAUGAGGAGCUCAACGUCUGGCAGGUCAACACUGCCCGGACACGGAUCACUUUUGUGUGAGUCCAGUCACUUGGACACUGGAUCUGCUCUGCAUAUUGUCCUGCCCGGCUUCCUUUGAUGGUCUGACAGUGCUCUUGAGGGGAAAUGAAGGUCCCCCUUUUUGCCCAAGCUGCACUUGUUUUACUCAUUCUUUUUCCUAAUAAACUGUGUGUCCAUUUGCUGCUUCUGUUCAAACAGGA
This is a messenger RNA of Dama dama (fallow deer), 2465 nucleotides long. RefSeq names its product minichromosome maintenance complex component 7 (gene MCM7). Bases 127 to 2286 code for a protein of 719 amino acids. Gene Ontology annotation, biological process: double-strand break repair via break-induced replication; DNA replication; DNA strand elongation involved in DNA replication. The record is from RefSeq and is a predicted model, not a curated record. Lineage: Eukaryota; Metazoa; Chordata; Mammalia; Artiodactyla; Cervidae. Gene Ontology annotation, molecular function: ATP binding; single-stranded DNA binding; ATP hydrolysis activity. The transcript has 15 exons. Gene Ontology annotation, cellular component: MCM complex; nucleus.